Messenger RNA from Papaver somniferum (opium poppy), 1210 nucleotides. RefSeq names its product triphosphate tunel metalloenzyme 3-like. The transcript has a single exon. Bases 277 to 891 code for a protein of 204 amino acids. The record is from RefSeq and is a predicted model, not a curated record. NCBI's taxonomy places the organism in Eukaryota, Viridiplantae, Streptophyta, Magnoliopsida, Ranunculales, Papaveraceae.
CGAAAACAGAAUAAACCCCCACAGAUAACAAUCUGAAAAGAAUAAAAAAAGAGUGAAUCUCUCAAUAAUGCUGAGAAGAAAACCCAGCAAAAUCCAAGUCAGAAUCGAAGACAAAGAAGAACUCGAAGAAGCUCGUAAACGCUCCCUCGCCGCUGCAGCUGCUGCCGCCGCCGCUGCAUCAACAACCACCAGUACCUCCGCAGCUACAUAUCUCAACCAACAACUAGAUCGUAACAAAGACCCAUCCACCAAAUCCAAUCGACUUGGUCUCUAAGAAUGGAAAUUGAACUAAAGCUUAAACUUCCCGAUUCAACAUCACAUCAGAAACUCUCAGAUCUUCUAUCUCCAUUUCAUAUCAAAACUCAUCUCCAAGAGAACAUAUUCUUCGAUGGUCUCAAUUCAGAACUUUCAUCAAAAAGAGCUGUACUCAGAUUAAGAUUCUACAACGAUGAUUCCCUCUGUGUUGUUUCAUUAAAAGCUAAAGCUGUACUUGUUAAUGGUGUUAGUCGUGUUGAAGAAGAUGAAGAAGAAAUUGAUCCUGUUGUUGGUAGAGCUUGUGUUCUUGAACCAUCGAAACUUUUGGGGAUUGAAGGUUCUAGGGUUUUGAAAAGAGUGAAAGAUGAGUUUUUUAUUGAGGAUGGUGAGAAAGGGUUUGUUUGUUUAGGUGGGUUUAGAAAUGUUAGAGGUGUUUAUGAAUGGAAGGGAUUGAAAUUGGAAUUGGAUGAAACUACUUAUGAUUUUGGGACUAGUUAUGAAAUUGAAUGUGAGAGUGAUGAUCCUGAAGGUGUGAAGAAAUUGCUUGAACCAUUUUUGAAGGAGAAUGGGAUUAGUUACAAGUAUUCAGAGGUUUCAAAAUUCACUGUCUUUCGAUCCGGGAAGUUUCCAGAAUGAUUGAAUAAGUGAGUGUGUUUUUCAUUAAAAUGUGUUUACCUGCAAUGUGUUUUGUAUUCUAGUUUAUUAAAGAAUAUGAUAUUAUGGUGUUGGAUGAAUAAUUUCUGGGUUUUGUAUUCUCCAAAAAGAGGAUGAAAUCUCAUUCGCAUUGCCCUAGAUUCAGCAAGCUCUGAAUAGGGGUUGAUUACAUAUCUGACAGUUUCAUAGUUAUAAGAGUUUGCAAGGUUUAAAUGGUUCAACAUGGUAAACAGACCUUCCUGUCCAUGUGUUUUUAAUAGCAUAUUGAUUAUAAAAAAAGAGAUUUGGCUUGUAUUUUAAA